This is a messenger RNA of Jaminaea rosea, 1964 nucleotides long. RefSeq lists its product as hypothetical. Gene Ontology annotation, biological process: monoatomic cation transport. Gene Ontology annotation, cellular component: plasma membrane. The record is from RefSeq and is a predicted model, not a curated record. Gene Ontology annotation, molecular function: monoatomic cation transmembrane transporter activity. Lineage: Eukaryota; Fungi; Basidiomycota; Exobasidiomycetes; Microstromatales. The coding region runs from base 45 to 1856 and encodes 603 amino acids. The transcript has a single exon.
CACUCACUCGCUGCUACCAGGCAGGGCUGAGAGCUGAGCAGAGCAUGGUCGCGACCAACAGGGCCUCACAAGAUGGCGAGGAGCAGGCCCGUCUUGGAAAGCAGCAACAGCGUCGUAGCGACGAUACCAUUCGCAGGGCUUCGCGAGACAGUGACAGCGAUGUAGAUGACGACGAUGAGGAUCUGGCUAAGCUGACUACCUCGACGCAAGACCUCAAUGACGAUGAGGAGGGGCAAGACGCACUCGAUGAUCGCAGGCAGUACGAGAAUGGCGUCAAUGCCUCAGCAGACGAGGACAAGACCAUCUCCACCACCCCAUCUCUACGUCGCACCCGCACCUCCCGCCGUUCCCAACCCUCCGCUCUCCACCGAAUCUACUCCAUCAGCAAAGAAGCUCUCCCGACACUUCUCCUCUCUCUUGUCUCCCUCAUCUUCUCAGGCGAAGUCCUCGUCCAUCUCUCCCGCUGGCCCGUAUUCCUCAAAGUGGACAAGCUGUUCAUCCUGAUCCCUAUCCUUCUCAACUUGAAGGGCAAUCUGGAGAUGAACUUGAGUUUGAGGAUGAGCACGAGUGCGAAUAUUGGUGAACUGGACAUCAGGAGGACGAGGAGGACGCUGGUUGGGGGAAAUAUGACGCUGUUGCAGGUGCAGGCCUUGAUCGUGAGCGCUGGGGCCGGGGUGGUUGCAUUCUUACUAGGGGUUGCAGCGGAUCGCAAGGGGACUAAUAUCACCAGCAUCACUCCGGCGACCGCGUCAGGGACAGUAUCAGCGACAUCAGCACUAGCAGCAGCAGCAGCUACAACUACCGCAGGGCCAGUACUCCAACCUCGCCGCAUCAUCCACCACCACCCUAAGCCCCCGAGCGAUCCCACGAUGCGGCUACGCAACGGCUACUUCGAGUUCGUCCUCGUCCUCGCAACUGGCAUGCUCUCAGCAUCUCUCUCCUCUGCCAUCCUGGGAAACUUCAUGUGCGCCCUAGUCGUCAUUGCACGACUUUGCGGUGCCAACCCAGACAAUAUCGCCUCUCCUCUCGCUGCCAGCUUGGGGGACCUACUCACCCUCACGCUCGUAGGGCUCGUGGCGAGCAGCUUAGUCCGCUUCGAAGGCACAGGCCUAGCAACAGUCAUCUUCGUCUGCCUCGUCGGGGCCUGUUUGGUCUGCUGGCUCGUCACACGACGCAACAGCUACGUCAAGGAGCUCCUCUCCUCGGGCUGGGUGCCCCUUAUCCUGGCCAUGUUCAUCUCCUCUGGCGCUGGACUGGUGCUCGACUCGUUCGUGCAGGAGUACGAAGGCUUCGCACUUCUUGUGCCCGUGAUCACGGGCUUGCCGGGAGCCUGUGCGGCCAUCUUGGUUAGUAGGACUACGACGUGCUUGCACGCUGGGAAAGGGGAGGUCGCGCUUCGAGAGUCGAGUGGUGGGAGGCAGGGCAGUGGAGGAUUCUUUUCACUUGACGCUCGCUCCUCAACAUCACAACCGGGCUUCUGGGGCCGUGUCUAUACGACGCUCAUCACGCCCUGGCUUUCCCCUCCAAGCGAAGGUUACCUCAUCCCCUUUACCCUCCUCGCCAUCGGCCUAAUAAUCGAGGUCCUCUUCCUCGUUCUCACUUUCACCACGGGCCAGCUCACCUUCGGCUGGAGCUUCGCCCUCACCUUCUCCCUUUCCUCGCUCGGCGCUCUCGCCUUCUCCUUGGCACUGGCGCAUGUCAUGACCAUGGAGCUCUGGAAGCGGGACUAUGAUCCUGACAUCUACUGCCUGCCUUUCGUGUCCUCUAUCGUCGACGUGGUGGGACAGGCUUUGCUCGUCAUGGCGUACGCGACCGCGAAGGGAUUGGCGGGAGAUGUGGUCAAGGCGAAGGUGUGAGUAGACGAGGGGCAACUCGCAGGUCAUCCGGCUCGAGCGGGUCAAAGCAUAUUUCGAUCUUUCUUCAUGUAUUUCUAGUCAACACAAUGUCAUGACGCAGUCAACCAC